This is a messenger RNA of Poeciliopsis prolifica (blackstripe livebearer), 5348 nucleotides long. It is a transcript of the gene sema7a, whose product is annotated as semaphorin 7A. NCBI's taxonomy places the organism in Eukaryota, Metazoa, Chordata, Actinopteri, Cyprinodontiformes, Poeciliidae. Bases 134 to 2086 code for a protein of 650 amino acids. The transcript has 14 exons. Gene Ontology annotation, biological process: positive regulation of ERK1 and ERK2 cascade; axon guidance; semaphorin-plexin signaling pathway. Gene Ontology annotation, molecular function: integrin binding; semaphorin receptor binding; chemorepellent activity. The record is from RefSeq and is a predicted model, not a curated record.
CUCCCUGCUGUUUACAAGCGCUUGCGGUGGCGGGACGGAGGCUGUGUAAUUUGAAAACACAAAAAAUGGUUGUAAAUUCAAAGACUGGCGAGCUUAACCAUUUCUGUCCUCACCCAUAGCUGAACUGGGCGAAAUGAAGCAUUGCGUUCAUAUUUAUCUUUGUUUCGCGGUGCAUUUCAAGAUGGUUUUGUCGAAGGACGCGCCGGCUCUUGGUUCUAAAAAUAGUCCUCGGCUUUUGAAACCAGGUAUUUUCAGUGAUCAGUACAAAUAUGAUGUUAAUCAGAACCAUAGUGUCUUCUCGUACCGAGAGGAAGAACAGGAGCUUUACGUGGGAGGCACAGAUUUUAUUAUAAAAUUUAAUGCAAGUAACUAUCGCGUCAUAGAGAAAUUUCCAAUAACAACAACUGGACAGCAUAAGUGCUCUGACGGUCAGUGUAAAAAUGUAAUCACCAUCAUUGAGAAGUUUGGGGGCUACACGUUUGCGUGUGGAACAAACGGACACAAACCAAAGUGCUGGAAACUCUCUCCUUCUGUGAAGAAUCAGACCUAUGAGAGUUAUGAGGGAGCAGGCAUCUCCCCAUUAGUCUACACACACAACUGUUUGUCGCUCACAGUUGAUGGGGAUUUAUACGCAGCAGCGCCUUUGGACAUUGAGGGAAGCUCUUUGCAGUUCAGGAGAAAAGCUGGCAACCGGACUAAUGUCUGGAUGUACGACAGCUGGUUAUCAGAGCCUACAUUCAUAUCGGCAUCCUGGGUGAAGCGUUGGGAAGAUCCAGACAAUGAGAAAAUCUACAUCUUCUUCCGUGAAAAGAACUCCGACCACAGCCCAGAUGCCGAUCCCUGGAUUUCUAGGGUAGCCAGAGUUUGCAAGACCGAUGAAGGUGGAUCAAAAAGAUUCUUCCAGAACAUGUGGACGUCCUUCCUAAAGGCUCGCCUCGUCUGUGGAUUUUCUGAUGAGUCGUUGUAUUUCAAUCGCCUCCAGGACAUCUAUGUGAUGCACGCCGAUGACUGGCACCAAACCAGAGUCUACGCACUUUUCACAAGCAGCUGGAACUCAACUGCGGUUUGCAUCUAUUCAAUAGAAAUGAUAGAGAAGAUAUUUGAAAACUCAACUUUCAAAGGCUAUGCUAAUGAAAUCCCUACACCACGGCCUGGAACUUGCGUGUCAAACAGCAAAAACCUGCCGCGGGCCACAGUGAACGUAGUGAAGGAUCAUCCUGAAAUGGUUGAUUGGGUGCAUUCCUUUCAAUCAAAAGCUCCUUUUUAUGUAAGCAAUUAUAAUUACACCAAAAUAGUUGUCGACCGGGUUCAAGGAGCAGACCAGCAAGUGUACAACGUUUUGCUCCUUGCUACUGAUACUGGCAAAAUCCAUAAAGUCCUAGAGGCUGGUUCAGAGCCUUUUAUCAUAUUGGAAACACAGAUCUCCAAGAAUUCAUCUAUACAAGCAAUGACGCUCAACUCUCAAAAGAAAAAGUUAGUGGUGGGAUUCUCUGAUAAAAUAUCUACAGUGGACCUUCAAAAGUGCGAAGAGUACAACACGUCUUGUGCUGACUGUGUCCUGGCACGGGACCCCUACUGUGCAUGGACCACAUCUGGAUGCUCCCCUUCUAGCCUUGGGGGCAUUCAGAAUAUAAAGGAUGGACAUACAAGUGUUUGCUCACAAAACAAAGCAGCAAAUGUGUUAGGGGUACUGACCAGGUCCAAAAGGCAGAUAUAUUCACCAAAGAUUUCAGGGACAGUCCAUUCAGUCCCUGAAGGUGUCCCUUUCUAUCUGUCCUGUCCUAUAGAGUCUUAUCACGCAAAGUACACCUGGAAACAUGGAAGUAACAACAGACCUUGCCUGCAAAUGCUUUCUAACUGUCUGCACCUUAUUCCUUCAAUGGGACCAGAGAACUAUGGGGAAUAUGAAUGCAUCUCCACAGAAAAGGACUACAACAAAACUUUGAAAAAAUACCAUCUUAAGCAGCAGCAUGAAAAUCAAGACAGUAGGUUUGCUGACUCUAAACUGAAUGAUGCACCAAUCCUUGCUCCUCAGCUGUUGUUUAUUCUACUCCAGACUUCAGUGCUUUGGGAAAUUCUAAGAUAGUGUUUGCUAACUGACUUGGAUUUAAUAACAGUGUUCCCCAAACAUAUAACUGAACUGAAAUUAGGGACUGUCAAGAUACAUUGGCGGUGUAACUUAAACAUAAUGUCUUUUGACAGUUGUAACAUCAAAUUAAUCUAAACUAACUAUCAAUCACUGUUAUGGGACUCUGCUGUGCCAGGCAUAUCAUUCUAUCUUCCAUCUUGGCAGUGUUUACUAAACAGUUCUCACAGGAUAAAGAGAGGGUUUCUUUGUGUCUUAAUACUAGGAGAAUGGAAAGCUUGAUAAGUAGAUGGAGAAGGGUUUAAUUUGAAGUAAUGUGCUGAUGGAAGAGCAUAGUUAAAAGGCAAAGGAAAUGCUUUUCUGGCCCACCUAUCCUUUGUACACGCAGUCGUGCGCAUGCGGACUAGCCACGCUAAACUCUAAAAUUAGUCAACUUUUGUCGCUAUCAGGUAUAGGGAAAACUGAUGCUUUUAGCUCCCUGUGUGUUUAGCCUGUACGAAGGAAACAAGAGUGGAGGAGGAGUGAAACAACAAAAAACAAACGAGCAAUAUUAUCACCCUUAUUUUAUUGUCAAGCUCAUUUUAAUUCAUCAUCCGAUUAAUUAAGCUGUCACCAUUGGUCUCAUAUGGAUCCUGACAAAAAUAAUUAGAUUUCUGAUCAAGUGUCUGACAUUAGCUUCCUCUGAAGUGUGGAUUGACUCAACCUUAGAGACAAGGACUUCUCCCAACAUCUGGGAGAACUCAGGGUUUGGACUCGCCUCCUCCGCCUCAGAAUGAAUCAGCUUAGGACGGUGAUUCAGACGUCUGGGCAGGAGAGGCCUUGGCCUCUCCUUGGAGGUUUUCCAUGCACAGACGUAGCUAUGAGGCAGAACCAGAACUCUUUGAAGGAACUAAAUAUCCCUGGAAUGCCUGGGGAUUCUACCUGGAUUUGCUACCUCUUUGACACAAAGGGCAGUAGAUGAAUGGAUGAUGUUACACAUUUGCUUAAACACGUAAAAUGUUUUUGUUUUCUUCAAAAAAGGCAAAUACUAAUUAAUAGGUUUUCUUUCUUUCGCACAUUGUAAGGUCAAAGCCUUAGAAUAACCUUUAAUAAUGAAAAACCCACACCCAUUCUUGUAAAUCUGAUUUGGGUCAAUGCUCGAAUAGCAAAUGAAGAAUAUCUUGAGUUGGGUAUCCGUUGUAAGGUCUUUGAGAAUUAACUGCUAACCAAAGUACACACAGGCAAAAUUGGACAAGUAAUAGUCUUGGGUCAAACAGGAUGAAAGUUGGCAACAUUACUGCUUGGCAAUGAGACAAAAUUGGAUAGAAAAUACUGAAAUGGCUUUAGUAUGUACAUGUAAAGGAUAUUUGAUCUUUUAGGCUAAUCAUUGAUCAGAGUUGCAAGGUAGGAGGAAAAGAACCCAGCACAGAUGAAUCAUGGAUGUUGUGAAUGUGGAAAAGCUUGAGAUAGCGGGAGCUGCUGAAAGAAAAACAUACCUUACAGCGUUUUAUGUUUAAAUUGUCAGCCAUUUUGUUGGUUCUGCACUUGUUUUGUGGGUGAGGUUGGAAAAUAAUAUGUACAUUUCAGACCCUACAAAGCAGCGAAACAAGUAAGCCAUUCUCCUUCCUGCUGAGGUGUUUCCACCCUUAUUGACUCAGACAGUGCUGAGCUCAGUAGAACUGGAGCCCCCGCAGCAAAGGCUUUUUUUUUUUGCUUACUUUGAGCUGGAACAUGUGGUGAUGGAAGAAGAAUACAGCACACCCAGUCAUUAUUUUAUUGAAGUGAGAGAAAUGAAAGGAAGUUCCAGAACAGAAUCUUUUCACUGUGAGCAUUAGCUGUAGAAACAACACAAGUUGGAAUAGUUCUUUUGCACUUUUAGGUCAUUUGUACCAUUAAAGCAAAUAAAAUAUGAAGUUCCCAUGCUAACAAAGGCAGAGCUCUUCCUGAGCAAGGCUCUUUCCUUGGUACGGAGAGGAGUAUAUCUGCAUUAGAUAGUUUGGGUGGAUUAAGUGAAGUAAAGUUACUUAACUUCCUUUCAUAAUUCCUUUCAGUGGUCAGUGAGAAAUAUGCAGUCAGGAGAGAAAAUAAAAUAAGCUGUAGGUCACAUGAAGUGCAUCUUUAACUGAAAGUCGCUUUUCCAUAGCAAUAACCUAAAAUUGCACUACAUUAGUGUCAUUUAAAAUUAUAUUCUAUAUUUUUCUUACAUUUUCCAUUUAAAAAAUGCAAUACAAUGUUAAACAACUGAAGCUCUGGGAAAACUAUAAAUUUGUAAACAAAAUCUUCAGAGCAAAUGCAUGCUCAGGAUAACACCGGAAAAAGAAGUUGUACAACAGAUAAUGACUGGAAAAAACAAAGGAAAUGAUCAUUGACAUGAAGAGGUUGUCUUCCUGUCAAUUGUGGACCUGAGUCCACAAUUCUUGGCAUCAUCUCCUCCGGCAGCAAUAUGGCAGAUGAGAAUCCUCUGUCGAAAAAAGUGAAGGAAGCUAAAAAGAUUGCUUUAGUGUCUACGAUCGUUUUGCAGCAACAAUAUUUUAUGGCAUACUGAAAGUGUGAAAAAUGCUUUUGUCUUUUACUCAGGAAUGUGAUUAAAAAAGCAGAUAAAACGUAACAGCAUGUUUGACUUCCACAGGUCAAAAUCAUAGAGAUUCCUCCCACCAUCUCUGAUUUUUUUUAAACUGCUGCCAGACAAACGGUAGCACAGCAUCAAAAACAGAAACCCCCUGACUGCUGCAUAGUUUUUUUGCCUCUAGUUGUUAAAAGUCUGGACUUUCGUUUUGAUUAAGCACUUUACGAUUCCAUUUAUUUUAAUCUCUUCUAUCUGCUUUGUUUCUAUCUUUGUUCUGUUUGUAUUUGAUUAUUUUCAUAGUGUUCCUUGAUAAUUUAUCACAAUUGUCAUCUAAGCUAACCUCAGUGAGAAAUAUGUUGGUGUGAACUCCCUCAGCCAGAGAAAUGUAUGCAUGGGAACACUGGUCACAUCUGGCUGACCGUCCAGACUUGGGUCAGCAUGAAAAUUAUAGACCAAGUUUACCAUAGAAAUAAACUGACUUGAUUUUGGUUCCUCAAACAUUCAAGAAUGCAUUAACCUGUUUGAAAAUGUCACAUUCCAAAGAGAAUAUUGUUAACUUGUAGAUCAUUGGUGACCCAAAAAACAUUCAUAAAUUGGCAUCAUGAAUGGCUCUCUCAGCAGAAUAUUAAUAUAUUUUUGUCCGAGCUAGGUUGUUGAUGUAUGUGGCCUUAAAAAAAAUCUUUACUAACCAGGUUUAAUAAAACAUAACUUAUGAAA